Molecule: messenger RNA, 4164 nt
Organism: Daucus carota subsp. sativus
Lineage: Eukaryota; Viridiplantae; Streptophyta; Magnoliopsida; Apiales; Apiaceae
Exons: 14
Coding region: 216-3890 (1224 amino acids)
Biological process (GO): regulation of cell cycle
Cellular component (GO): nucleus
Molecular function (GO): protein binding
Source: RefSeq, a predicted model, not a curated record
AUCACACAAUAUUUGCACAAAAACAUAAGGGCAAUAACGUAAACACCGUGAUUUGCAUCGAGCAAUUUUGAUUUGCAUUCUAUGGAGGGAAAAUCGAGAUGGCUUUGAAGUUUCGUGCACUCAUUUCCCGCCAUUUUAAACCCAUCUUUCUUUCUAUCAACAGAGAGAGAGUGAGAGAGAGAGAGGGCGCGCGAGAGAGUUCUCUAUAGGCGGCGAUGGCGAAAAGAGAGAGAGACAAAUCGGACGGUUUAGAAAUCAUCUCAGUCGGUUCGUUGUACAGCGGUCCUCUAGACAAAAAAUACUGGAGCUCAUCUAGGGGUAAAGAUAGAUACCCGUAUCCAGUUGGGUACCAUGCUAUGCGAACUCAAAAUGGUGUCACUUAUACAAUGCAAAUUCAUGAAGGUCUUAAAGGACCUUCAUUUACGAUUACAUCGACAGAUGGGCAGUCUUGCACCGGGCAAACCCCAGAUAUUGCAUGGAAGAGCUGUCAAAAGACAAGCGCUAGUCAUACAAAAUUGGGGCAUGGCAAAAGAUACUCAUGCAAGAUAGAUGGUGUGGAGUUUUUCGGGUUCAAAAACCAAUUUGUUCUCCGAUUAUUUCGAGAAUUGGUUGCAAAUGUUAAUAGAAAAGCGGCGUCUUCCAACAAUUGCGAAGGAGAUCUGGAGACAAAGCAUCAAACUCGCUGCACGGAACCAUGCAGAAAACAUGAUCUGGUACAGUACUUGGAAAAACCAGAAGUCACGGGAAAAAGAAGCAGGAGAUGUGGAGUCUCUGCUGUGAAGUCAAUUUAUGGGACACGCAGUAAUGCUGUUCCAGCACCUGAGUUAAGGAGCCAAAAGAAGAACAUUCAGAGUCAGAAAAACUGUUCCUGCUCUCCCUCAAAUGAUAGUCACGGUGUAUGUAAUAAAUUAGGGACUAUAGAUGCAUCAAAAACCUCAAAAACGAUAGACGAACAAAAAGAUUGUCUGCAUUUAGUUUACUCUUCUGAACACUUCAACAAUGAAAUCUGCAAGGAAGAUGUGAGUGUGUUUGUUUCCUCACAUGAGCAUGCUGCUAUGACUGGAAGCAUGUUCAAUGAGAAAGAACCUUUUAAUAGGAAUAAAGUUAUCAGCCCACCCUUGUUAAAAUCCUCGGAGAAGGUGGAGAAAGAAGAGACCCUGUUUCGAAAUGCUUCUCAGACAAUCAAUGAUUUGUAUCUCUGUGCACCUCACUCUUUGGACGUUGAAUUAGAUGGCACUCUGAACUCCAAGGGUGUGAACGACUUAGCUGCUGCAUGCUUAAUUACUCCUGAUGAUUCAAAAACUCAGUCAUGUCUAGGAGAGGAGACUGUCACAUCAACUGAAAAUGUUUGUUCUGAAAAGAGUGGCACUGAUUCAGUUGGGCAAGAAAUAACCACAUCAAUGAUGACAGUUCUUCUUCCACGAGCACUUCCUUUACUCAAGAAAGACACGAGAAAGAAAAAGACUACUCUGAACACGUCAGGAAUUUCUGUCUAUAAGAAGAGAUCUAAAUAUAAAAGCAGCAAAACAAACCUUGUUCCAGAAGUUACUUCUGUUGCCUUGAUUACUGAAGACGCUGAUGGAGAAAAACAAAGAGAAGAGGAAAAUAUUUCAAGCACUGAUCUUGGUUCAAUGAAACCACCUUUUGCAGAUAUAGGACCUAUGGUUCUCGAUAAUUAUGACAACAAUCAGAGUGAGAUGAAUGUCGAUAAUCAGUAUUUAACCGAGCCUCCUUCGGGAGAUAUAGCACCCAUGGUUCCUGAUAGCUAUGACAACAAUCAGAGUGAGAGGGAUCAUUCACUAUUGGUUUCAACUGCUGUCCAAGAAGAUUUGGUUAGUUCUGGUCGAAACUACUCUGCACCAAAAACUACUAAACUUCCAGUUACUGUUAAUAUGUUGCAGGAGUCAACAGUUGGCGCCACAUUACACUUUUCACAUAAAGAACAUCAACCCUUGAGUGAGAGACUUCAAUUCCACAGGAAGAAAAAAUUGACAAAAGAGCCUGCAAUUCCAUGUCAACAAAAAUCUGUCAAAACUUUUUCCGGUGCUAUUGAAGAAACUGUUUGUACAACAGACGCGGAAAUAAAUCCCCUUGAAAGUUUAGUCAAGGAGAUUAAUGACGAAAAGGCGCGAGAUCACACCAAUAAAGAAAUUUUUGGUGAAGUCCUAGGUGUUGGUGAUCUAGCAGCAGAACGAGAUAUACCUCUUUCAGAAAGUAUAAUUUGCAGAAGUUUGAAAGACACAGGCGCUCUGGAAGCACGUGCCACUGGUAGUAUAGCUACAUCAGACAAUUUUCAACAGAAUUUAAGUUACAACUUGAGUAAACACGAUUCUAAGUAUGAAGAAAAGAAUGAUGGGCAAUGGUCUAAAAAAAAUCGAGACAGAAACUUUAUGUUAGCUGAAGCUCCAGGACGCCAUAUCUAUAAGGUUACACCACCAACAAAAACUCAAAAUUCUUAUAGACCUGCUAUAUUUGAAUGGGAUUCUCAGGAUCAUGAUAACAAGAAGUCGCCUCAAAACCAAGCCCUCCCGGAGCUAGAUGUUUCUUCACCAUUGUUGCUGGACCAAGGGGAAAGCUUUAGAAACAAACUAAUUUCAAGGAAUAUAGAGGAAACUGGUUCUGACUUGACUGCUCAGACCAACAUGAAGCAUGACAGUGAAGGGGGCAAUAUUUUUGAACUCAUGGGUUGCUAUAUUCACCCUAAGCCAAUAUUAUCAGUCUUAUUGAGCAUAAAAAACGAUGCAAUAUGCAUAUGUGUGUUGUGUGGUUCUUUUGUGGACAAACAACAGACUCUAUAUAUACAUAAAACACCGACUCAAGGACAAAGGAAAGGGUGCCCCUCGUUGAUUGGUCAUGCGCCAAUCGUAUUUCCAGUCACAAAUGAUGCCCUAUGUAGAGAAAUUGCACUAGAUGGAUCUAGUUUGCAAUUUACUCCAGAUGGUCAGUAUCUUGUUCUGCUUGAUUGCAUUAAAGCUCCUUACUGCAGGAGAGCAAAUAUUUCAUGUCCAUGCCCAGAAUGCACAUCUGCUUCCAAUAAGAAGAAUGCAGUGAAAAUUGUUCAAGUAAAACCUGGAUAUAUGUCAGUUGUGGCUACACUGAAAACAGCUAACACUAUACAUUGUAUAUUAGUAUGUGAACCAAAUUAUCUUCUUGCCGCUGAAGAGAGCAAAAAGUUGCACCUCUGGGUUAUGAACUCAACGUGGAGUAAAGAGAUUACUGAAAGAUAUUUUCCCAUAUCUGAUUGCAUGGAUCCAUAUAUCAUGGAGUUGAAGAGAAUACCAAAGUGUUCCACGCUUAUUCUUGGUCACAAUGGGUUUGGGAAAUUCAGUUUGUGGGAUAUAGAAAAAUGCAUUUUGGUGUCAAGGUUUUCUGCAGCAAGCACCUCAUUAUGUAGGUUUUCUCCAAUUAGUGCGUUGAUAUCACGAAGGCAAGGAAUUGUUGCAGGCCUAGAUGAGGAGCAAAAUAAUAACAUUAUAGACGCAAGUACAAAUUUAUUCCUGGAAAAUGCCAGUACCCAUACAUGUACUUUAGAAGGAAAAGAUGUGUUGAUCCCACUCCUCAUUUCAAAUACUGAUCUGCACAGCCAUCAAUCAAGCGAUUAUGAAAUGAACAAACUUGGGUGGAGACAAGCUCUGUUGGUCAAUAAUGAAAUACUUUUGGAUGAUAUUUUGGAUUCAAGUGCUGUUGCGGUUGGCACGGUAGCUGGUCAUGGAAUUAUUGGCACGAUGGAUGGCCUUGUGUACAUGUGGGAAUUGUCUACAGGUGCUACUCUGGGAAAUUUGCAUCAGUUUAAAGGAUCUGCUGUCUCAUGUAUUGCAACUGAUGGUUCAAGCUCAGGUGCUUUUGCAGUAGCCGCCGAUUGUUGGCUGCGAGUGUACUUGCACUCUUAACAAUCUUGUAGUCACUCAAGGAUACAAGUAGACAAGGAAGUUUACAAGGUAUGGAUAGCACUCGCCAGUUGUACAAGUUCCAACCUAUUGUUUUAAACAAAUGUACAAGUUUAUGCCUUGAAUGUAACAAGUAGCUGGAAAUUUUUAGGUGUAUAGUUCGGUUUUGAUAAAUUGACGACUUUAAUCUAUAAAAGUGUAUAGUCAGUUUAUAUUCAGUUUUUGGAGCUGCUACUAUCAAGAAUUUUAAGAUAAUCUUUUGCCAACUUCUUUCCAA